AUGUUAUUUAGUUCAGAGUUAUCUUCUCGAAAGUCUUCGUCAGUGACUCAUUUGAUUCUAUUAUUCUUUACUAUAUAUUCUAUUCCGAUUAAAUUAAUUCAUGGGAGUUGUGAACCAGCUCGAUUUGUAAUUAUAUGUACCAAUGAAUUCCCAUCAAGUUCAUUUCUAAAUAAUUUAACUGGUAAAUAUGAACUGAUUAUAAACAGUGUAAAAACUAAACUAGACGUUAAAUCAUUUGAAAAAUAUCAAGGUGCACAAAUUAAACGUUUACAAAUCGAAAAAUCCACGAUUUAUUCAAUUGAACCGAAAUUUUUUAAUAUAUUUAGUCGUAAUAGUCUAGAACGUUUAUCAUUGAGUAAUGUCGAUGGUCCGUAUCGUUUGGAUGCUCAAUCUUUAGCUGGUCUAAGUGAAAAAUUAAAUACAUUGCGUAUUAAUGAUCAUGCAUUAGAUAACAUUGAUGAUUUUGUUAUAUUAAAUAAAUUAACACGAUUAUAUCUUGUUCGAACACAUUUAACACAAUUACCAAAUAAUUUUAAACAAUUGUUAACACAUUUAGAAGACAUUAACUUAUCUGAAAACUUAUUAACUUAUAUACCAUGGAAAGAACUAGCUGAACGUAUACAAAAUGAUCAAUUUUUAAAAAUUCAACUAGGUAAAAAUUUAUGGAAUUGCGAUUGUAGUGUAAAACCAUUAAUCGAAUUGAAACCCGAAGCGAAAGCUAAAAUUUAUGAAUUUCGUUGUCAUGCCCCGGAAAACUUGAAAUCUCGCGAACUGACUGAAUUAACAGUUGAUGAUAUAUGUAAAGAAGAAUUAAGUCAAUCAGUGAUACCAUCGGAAGAUUUAUCAUCAAAUUAUAAUAUCGGUGUAUUCGAUCAGUACCAACCAACUGGACAAGACAAUAGUAAUCAACAACAAAAUGGCGAUUUCGGUGAAACAUCUGGUCGUCAUGAUUUGAAACCAGUCAAUGCAGAUGGUAAUGAACAACAAUUGGCCACUGCUGGUAGUAGUGGUAUUUCCACUGAAAUGAUCAUUGUAAUUUGUGUUGUCAUAGCAUGUAUUAUUGUUAUCAUUAUAAGUUUAAUUGUUUAUUCGUCACGUAAACGUGCACAACGUAGAAAACAACAAGAGAGAAAUCUUGGUGUUUCACAUAAAACAAAUUCAUAUUGUGCUGUCAUUGAACAUAAUCCAUCAAGUCGUACACCAAGUGAAAAACAAGCCACUUCUCAAUCAUCAUAUAAUAAUUAUUCUCGUGGUAUUUCACAGCCAGAGAAGGAACCUUUAGCUCAUGGCUAUGGUAAUUAUCGAGAUGGACGUUUGUAA
Messenger RNA from Schistosoma intercalatum, 1320 nucleotides. The record is from the annotation of a GenBank genome assembly. NCBI's taxonomy places the organism in Eukaryota, Metazoa, Platyhelminthes, Trematoda, Strigeidida, Schistosomatidae.